Amoebophrya sp. A25 is the source of this 316-nucleotide messenger RNA. NCBI's taxonomy places the organism in Eukaryota, Dinophyceae, Syndiniales, Amoebophryaceae. The record is from the annotation of a GenBank genome assembly.
CGGUAAUGGAGAGAUCGGCGCUUUUCAAGAACAUCUACAUCAUUCUCUUGAUCCUCCGACAUCCUCUUCACCGAGAGAAAACCCCCAACAUCAACAACAACAGCUACGUGUUGAAGAAGCCCAUGCUGCACAAGAAAUUCCACCAAGUAGUUCAGGAGGAUUGGGAUCAUCAAGGGUAAACCCAAAUUAUGUUGGUGAAAAUGGUGGUAUUCCUCAUGCUUCCCAUUGCCAGCUUCCUCUCUCCUUCAGUGGUGGUGGGGACCUCGAACGCGAACGGGAUGAUCACGAGCCGGAUGCAAAACCUGCAUCAACUACG